AUGGAAUUACUUUCCCAGCCCACGCUAACAGCUUUGCAAGUCUGUGGAACAGUCGGACUUCCAGAAAAGUGUUUCCGAGUUAUUGUUAAAAAUGCAUUGGAUUGCAUUUUCAGUCAGCAUGAAGAUGAGAUUCUAAUAGAUAAAGACACUGUGGAGAUAGAUGCUGCCAUCUUGAAGCAAACAUACCUCGCUAUAAUGACGUUGUUUGUUGAAGCCUCGAAAACAGAUACAAGCUCUGAGCAAUUCAGUAUGGUUUUAGAUGACUGUAAAUUGCUCCCGAAACAAAAAGAGAUUUUGCAAGAAUCAUAUAAGCUAAACAAGCAAAAGGUACGAUCACACUUGGCCCGAAUUAACAAAGGCUUACCUCAUGUAGUUGAUAUCGAUUGGAGACUUGAUUACAACAUGAAGAAUAGUCAGUUGAAUAAAGUUAUGGAUUUGAAAUACACCCUUUCCUUUAAAACUGAACAACAGUUGUGUGGUGAAAUAAACUCUAACCAAGAAGAUAAUGUGCAAUUUUCUUGCACGCGUGAACAGUUGCAAGACUUUGUUGGAAAAUUAAAAGAAGCAGUAAAAUCAGUUGAAAGGGCAAGCCAAAGCUGA
Styela clava is the source of this 600-nucleotide messenger RNA. Its product is annotated as COMM domain-containing protein 3-like. Gene Ontology annotation, biological process: sodium ion transport. The record is from RefSeq and is a predicted model, not a curated record. Lineage: Eukaryota; Metazoa; Chordata; Ascidiacea; Stolidobranchia; Styelidae.